This is a messenger RNA of Nestor notabilis (Kea), 2004 nucleotides long. RefSeq names its product ArfGAP with SH3 domain, ankyrin repeat and PH domain 2 (gene ASAP2). Gene Ontology annotation, cellular component: cytoplasm. Gene Ontology annotation, biological process: positive regulation of GTPase activity. Gene Ontology annotation, molecular function: protein binding; GTPase activator activity. The annotation marks the transcript as partial. The transcript has 20 exons. NCBI's taxonomy places the organism in Eukaryota, Metazoa, Chordata, Aves, Psittaciformes, Psittacidae. The record is from RefSeq and is a predicted model, not a curated record.
GCUUUGGAUGUUGACCGAACUGUUCUCUACAAGAUGAAGAAAUCUGUCAAAGCCAUAAACAUAUCUGGUCUGGCUCACGUGGAAAAUGAAGAACAGUAUACGCAAGCACUGGAGAAAUUUGGAGGCAACUGUGUUUGCAGGGAUGACCCAGAUUUGGGAACUGCGUUUUUAAAGUUUUCUGUGUUUACAAAGGAAUUAACUGCACUCUUCAAAAAUUUGAUUCAGAAUAUGAACAACAUCAUCACUUUUCCAUUGGACAGUUUGCUGAAGGGAGAUCUGAAAGGAGUAAAAGGGGACCUGAAAAAACCCUUUGAUAAAGCUUGGAAGGACUAUGAAACAAAAGUUACAAAAAUAGAGAAGGAGAAAAAAGAGCAUGCUAAGCUGCAUGGGAUGAUCCGUACAGAAAUAAGUGGAGCUGAAAUUGCAGAAGAGAUGGAGAAAGAAAGAAGGUUUUUCCAGUUACAAAUGUGUGAGUACCUGCUGAAAGUCAAUGAAAUCAAGAUUAAAAAAGGAGUGGACUUGCUUCAGAACUUGAUCAAGUAUUUUCAUGCUCAAUGCAAUUUCUUUCAGGAUGGGUUAAAAGCAGUUGAAAGUCUUAAGCCUUCAAUUGAGACACUCUCAACAGAUCUUUAUACAAUCAAACAAGCACAAGAUGAGGAAAGAAGACAAUUAACACAGCUUAGAGAUAUUUUAAAAUCAGCACUCCAGGUUGAUCAGAAAGAGGAUUCUCAGAUUCGUCAGAGUACAGCUUACAGUUUACAUCAGCCUCAGGGAAACAAGGAACAUGGCACUGAACGAAAUGGUAGUCUGUACAAGAAAAGUGAUGGAAUCAGAAAAGUGUGGCAGAAAAGGAAGUGCUCAGUUAAAAAUGGGUUUCUUACAAUUUCCCAUGGUACAGCUAACCGACCUCCAGCAAAGCUCAAUCUGUUAACCUGCCAAGUGAAAACAAACCCAGAAGAGAAAAAAUGUUUUGACCUCAUAUCACAUGACAGAACGUACCACUUUCAAGCGGAGGAUGAACAGGAAUGUCAAAUAUGGACAUCUGUGCUACAAAACAGCAAAGAGGAAGCUUUAAAUAAUGCAUUCAAAGGAGAUGAUAACACAGGAGAAAAUAAUAUUGUCCAGGAACUGACAAAAGAAAUUAUAUCUGAAGUCCAGAGGAUGACUGGAAAUGAUGUGUGUUGUGACUGCGGAGCACAAGAUCCUACCUGGCUUUCAACAAACUUGGGAAUUCUAACUUGCAUUGAAUGCUCAGGAAUCCAUAGAGAACUUGGUGUUCACUAUUCCAGAAUGCAAUCACUUACGUUAGAUGUGCUGGGAACAUCUGAACUUCUGCUUGCAAAGAAUAUUGGGAAUGCUGGGUUUAAUGAGAUCAUGGAAUUCUGUCUGCCAGUUGAUGAGGUGGUCAAACCUAAUCCAAGCAGUGAUAUGAAUGCAAGAAAAGAUUAUAUUACUGCCAAGUAUAUUGAGAGAAAAUAUGCAAGGAAAAAGCAUGCUGACAAUGCAGCUAAAUUACAUGCUCUUUGUGAAGCAGUCAAAUCAAGAGACAUUCUUGGAUUAGUCCAAGUAUAUGCUGAUGGUGUGGAUCUCACAGAAAAAAUUCCGCUGGCCAAUGGCCAUGAGCAAGACGAAACAGCACUGCACCUUGCUGUUAGGUCAGUUGAUCGAACAUCCCUUCAUAUAGUUGACUUUUUAGUGCAGAACAGUGGCAAUCUAGAUAAACAAACAUGUAAAGGUAGCACAGCCUUGCAUUACUGCUGUCUGACGGACAACGUUGAGUGCCUCAAACUGCUGCUGAGAGGGAAGGCUUCCAUUGAAAUAGCUAAUGAAUCAGGAGAGACCCCACUUGAUAUAGCUAAACGUUUAAAGCAUAUUCACUGUGAAGAGUUGCUUACUCAAGCACUAUCUGGAAGAUUUAAUUCUCAUGUUCAUGUAGAAUAUGAGUGGCGGUUACUCCAUGAAGAUCUGGACGAAAGUGAUGAUGAUGUGGAUGAGAAGCUGCAG